CUCUCUGAAAACAUGGUGUUGAAAGGAAUCCCCUCCGUGCUCUCACCUGAGCUGCUCUACACUCUGGCUCUAAUGGGCCACGGGGACGAACUGGUUCUGGCUGAUGCUAAUUUCCCAGCAUCCUCCACUUGUGCCUGUGGCCCCAAAGAGAUAAGAGCUGACGGUUUGGGAAUCCCACAGCUUUUGAAGGCCAUUUUGAAGCUGUUUCCCCUGGACACCUACGUCCCCUUUUCGGCUGCAGUCAUGGAUCUGGUGGACAGUGACAAUCGGAAAGGUUUACUUGUGCCUGUGUGGGACACCUACCUAGAGCUCCUGAAUGAGGCUGGGUAUCAGACUUCUCUUCAGAAGGUUGAGAGGUUUGCUUUCUAUGAACGAGCCAAGAAAGCCUACGCUGUUGUGGCGACAGGGGAAACCGCACUUUAUGGAAACGUGAUACUGAAGAAGGGGAUCAUUCCUGCUGAGCUGCUGCAGUGAUGCACAUAUUUGUAAGUGGCAUGGUUGAAUGCCACCGUGCUCUACCACACACAGCUAGAGACAAGGGUGUUGCUUUUCAGCAUUUUAAUUCCCACCACAUACACGUGAAAAAACAUAAAUAAACUAACUUUAAGGGUCUAGCUUUGCAGCUCAGUCCUUUUCUGCUUUCUCUUCUGUGUCACUUCUCCCAUGUGUGUCACUGUGACUGUCCUCAGAGGCAGCCCAGUCGCUGCCUUUUAAAUGGGAGGAUCAUUCGGCACAAGUGAGAGCUGUAAGCUGUGGUGCUCUCCCAGCCCCCUCACCUCCACAAUGACCUAAUAACGAGUUCAGCCCAGUGGUGGAUCUUUUUAAAUCAGGAGCUGUAAGGGGGAAAUCAUUGACAGAGGGGCCAGAUAUAGGUGCAACAUUCACGCACAUUCCUAAUUCUGUAAGACUCACAUUAGCUCUAUAGCUUAGCCACACAUCCCUGAUCCUUGUUCAAGCACAUUGUGUACUUAAUGAAAAGCUUUAAAAGAAUACACUUUUAACAAAUUGUUGUAUUAAUUAUUAUAAUUAUAAGUAAGUGAGGUCACAAUCAGAUUUGUGCCCCCUGAAACCACCCCCUAGUUCAGUCACAACAAGGGGAAAUCAGGAGAGGGAUUUUUACAUAAAACCCAUUUUUAGUUUUGUUCCAUUUCCAGAGGCUGUGGAUUUAAAACUAUUUAUUCUUCUUAAUUUGUCAUUAAUACAAUGAAUAUGAUCUGAUUUAAUUCUCAGUUUACCAGAAAUGAUUUUGUAUUUUUAUACUAAUAACUUUUAUGUUGUGUGCGCUUUUCAAUAAA
Messenger RNA from Limanda limanda (common dab), 1295 nucleotides. It is a transcript of the gene fuom, whose product is annotated as fucose mutarotase. Gene Ontology annotation, molecular function: fucose binding; racemase and epimerase activity, acting on carbohydrates and derivatives. The transcript is spliced from 6 exons. Bases 13 to 474 code for a protein of 153 amino acids. NCBI's taxonomy places the organism in Eukaryota, Metazoa, Chordata, Actinopteri, Pleuronectiformes, Pleuronectidae. The record is from RefSeq and is a predicted model, not a curated record. Gene Ontology annotation, biological process: fucose metabolic process.